Molecule: messenger RNA, 4001 nt
Organism: Ceutorhynchus assimilis (cabbage seed weevil)
Lineage: Eukaryota; Metazoa; Arthropoda; Insecta; Coleoptera; Curculionidae
Source: the annotation of a GenBank genome assembly
AUUCUCACUUGCGCGAAAUUCACUCUUUUUUUGACAUUGCUCCGAAUGGAAAUUGCACCAACCUUUAUUUCGGUGUUUCAUGCUCCUGAAGUCCGAAAUCGGUGAGGGUUAAGACGAGAGCGUUCCAGAGCUACUUAUGUCGAACAGUUCAAGAGCGUCACACUCCAGGAGUAUGAUACUCUAACAAUUUAGGAAAGGGUGGAAACCUUCAGAGUUGACAAGUCAUUUUAAAAUUAAUUUCCUUCAAGAUUCAAUAGUUGCAUUCCUUUCACACCUAGGAGGAGCUCCGGAACAGCUCCGGGGCGUUACGCGCUUAUUCCUUUUGAAAAGUGUUUGUUGCACCUGAGUGCUCAAGCCCGACUCAAACCAUUUAAAUGCAUGAAAGCUAGCACAUCUGUUCCUUUCAAAUCGGAGUCGACUAACACCGGAGCGAGUAGCUCUAGUGUUUCCAGCUCUUGAAAGAAAUACAACUAAAGUCAAGUCACAUGACAAGAAUCCACUCUACUCCGUUCCAACGCCAGAGUACAAUCUCGAACCAAGAUGUUAUCGAUUAUCGAACGCACCGCAUUGUUCGGAGUCGGUCAAUCAUUAUUUACAAAUUAUGAAAAAGCCAUAAAAAGCUAGAUUAGAAAAGUUCAAAUUAAAGAGAAAAGGUAAACAUAGGCUUGAACAACAAAUUAAAAUACAGAGAAAUAGUAUGUCGAAGAAAAACUUAGGAAGUUUUUUAAAAAAAAUGGGAACAAUGCAAUUACAAUUCUUAUUUUAAAUGCUUUUGCUUAGUGACUAUAACUGGGGUUUCAUAGUUUAUUAAAAGUAGGUAUCUUUUUUUGUGCCCAACUACUUACAAAACACAAUCCAUUAGAUCACCCAAAAAUUAUGGAACAUUCCGUGAAGUACCAGUGUGAAAAUGAGGAAGACGAUAAUCUUGAAGAAAACGAUGAAGAAGAUUUUGAAGAUGCCUGUGAUUUCACUUCUGCUGAUCUUGGCGACAUGACCUUGGAAAGAGCGCUUGACGAAGCCAAUCAAGCUAUUUUUUAUUUUUUCAAUAACCAGUUCAUCGAAGCCAAACAACUAAUGACUCCUUAUGCAAAUGUCUCUAUGUAUCAUGCUUUAGGCCACUCAAUAUUUCUCUUCCUAGAAGCAAUACUAACAGUAGAGCCUGCAGCCAUAAGAGUGGCAUCGAAAUCAUUGAAACACUCACUUGUUGUUUGCAAUAGAUUCAGGAAAAGAAGUACUAUAGGCGAAUCUCUUGGCAAAAUGGUUAAAAAGACUCAUUAUGAACAAUAUACUGAAAUGGAAGCACAUGCGGAACUUUGUUAUGCUGAAUGUUUAUUGUUGAAAUCUAUGCUUACUUUUAUGGAAGAUGAAACACUUAGUAGUUUUAUUAAGGCUGGGAUUAAAAUAAGAUCUUGUUUUAAUUCUUACAAGGAUUGCCAACAAAUCCUCCAAAAAAGACACUGGGAAAAUGAAAAAAUCAAAUUACAUUUUGAAAGUGGUGUAAAAAUGGGCAUUGGAACUUUUAAUUUAAUGAUAUCCAUGCUUCCAUCCAGGAUUAUUAAACUAUUAGAAUUUAUUGGAUUUUCUGGAAAUAAGGAAAAUGGCCUAACAGACCUAAUUGAAGGUUACCAAUUAAAUGGCAUAAGGCAAAUCCUCUGUACAACAACACUUUUAGGGUACAAUCUCAUAGUGAUGCACGUUUUAAGCCACAAAGAAGGUGACAUAGCUAUAUGUGAAAAAAUUCUAAGACAACAAUUGAAAAAACAUCCUGAUGGUGUUUGGUUUUUAUUUUUCCAAGGACGAUUGGAAUUUAUGAAAGGAAAUUUGAAUGAAAGUAUCAAAUAUUAUACUAAGUCUUGGAAAUCGCAAGAUUUAUGGCCGCAAUUUCAUCAUGUGUGUUUUUGGGAACUUUUGUGGGUCCAUUGCUUAAAAUGUGAAUGGAGAGAAGCUUUAAAAUUCAUAACAAUCCUAACUAAAGACAGUAAAUGGUCUAAAUGUUUGUAUUCUUAUCAAAAAGCCGUAAUAAUGAUAAUGAUGAAAGGAGACCUUUCACGUGAAGAGCAAGACGAACUAGAUUCACUUAUGAAAAAUGUCCCAAGAUACAAACAAAGAAUCGCCGGUAAAUCAUUGCCAAUGGAAAAAUUUGCAAUUAAAAAAUCAGAACGUUACUUUUCCCAAAAUAAAGUCCUAAUUUUGCCAGUAAUAGAACUAAUGUUUAUGUGGAAUUUAUUGAAAAUAAUGAAAACCUAUUCGUUGGCAGCUGAUAUAAUGAAACUAAUAGAAAAUGCAGAAAAAUCUCUCAAUUCUCAACAAACAAAAUACGAUGCUGAUAAUAAAGCUUUGGUUUACUUACUGAAAGGCGCUUGUUUGAGGCACAUAGGAGCUCCAAAUCAAGCCAUAGAUUACUUCGAAAGGGUGAUCAGUUUCCAAAAAGAAUUAGUGGAAGAUAACUAUUUGGUUCCUUAUGCUAUUGUGGAACUGGCUUUAGUUGAAUGGUAUUUGGGCAACAAAGAGAAAGCUUUGCUUGCUUUGGAGGAUGCAAAAAAAAACUACACAAGUUAUUCUUGUGAGUCCAGGCUACAUUUCAGGAUACACACUGCGAUGACUGAAUUCAAGGCAGAACUUAAAAAAAUCAAAACGUUGAAAGCUUAAGUUGUCUUUGCUAGUCAAUUUAUGGGUUUAUGGGUACUUUGCAUCUUGGGUGUCUCAGGAAAUGAAAAUAAAAAAUGGUUUAUGAAUUUAUGGUAUUUAUUCUUUUUCUGGCAAAGUCAUAUUUGACAAUAAAGUACUUUUAAGCCAGUAAAAUAGACUGUAAUUCCAUUUCAAUUUUCCAGUAAUUUAUGUAAAAGUUUAUUUUUAAAAUAUCACUAUUUCAAUAGAUACGAUUUUGCCAGACUAUGCAGGAAAUUUUUAUGUCUUAUUAGAAAUUUAUACUUUUUGUUGGUGUGUGUAUUUUUUUUGUAAUAUGUAAUACAUAAUGUUAUGUUUAGCGUUUGUAGUUAUACAAAUUAUACAGGUAAUGUGCAAAAUUAGCUGGAACUUAUUUUUGACAUUUGCAUUUAUUAAAAUGGGUUGGUUAGAUAUUAGAGAGAUUUUAAGCCGCUGAAAAAUCAGCAUUAAACAUUAAACGUUAUACUGCUCAUGCGCAAUAGCUUAAGAAUUGAGGAUAAUAUAAAUAACUGAUAUUGUGUUCCUUUAUUUAUGUUCCAAUAAGGGCAACAUUAUUAAGGGAAAUGUUAUCAACAUCGUUGUCAAAUUUAAGUUGAAUAAUUUGAUUUUCAGAUAAAAAUGAAAUAAUUACAAGUAGAAGAAGUCCAUCUACAUGGAUGCUUCUGCAAAACAUUAUCUACAUUACAUAAAUUAUAUAUUUGCUUCGAAAAACACAAAAUAUAUACUUAACGAAAUUUUGGUGGCAUCCUUGUAUUUAUCCAGCAACAAAAAUGUAUAUGAAAUUAUAGGAAAAUCACUGAAAAUAAUCGUUAACGAAAGAAAAUGUAUGAUUAUGAGAUUGGGAACAGCAAACGCAGUCGUCAAAACUUGAAAACUGAUGUUUUCAACGUAAGCACAAUCUAGUGGCUUCAAAAACUGAAAUAGGGGAUAAUGCAAUACCUAAUUUUGUACCGAAUGCGCAUGCCCCAUUUAACGUUUAGUGUAUAAUGACUAGUGAUGGCUUAAAAUCUCUCUAUUAUGUUUGUGUUAUUAAAUUUUAAUAUUUUUACGUAAAUUUGGUGAAUCGAGGAGUUUUAGCAAAUUAAACAUACCUUAAUGGUACUUGUUCAUGUUUUUGUUAUUAUUUUUUUAUUUAUUUUAUUUUUAUAUGUCUUAUUAUAAUCAUAUUAUGUCUGUUGUUUUUCUUCUAAUCCUUUUUAAAUAUUUAUUGUAUUGAUACUAAUAUGUUGCGGUAUACAUUUAUAUUUUUAGAAAUGCCAGAAUUUAUGUAAUUUUUCUAUGGCUGUGUUGUUCUAGGGUUUGUUAUAUUGUAGAAAAUAAAUUAAAUGGAACUU